Molecule: messenger RNA, 1270 nt
Organism: Solanum dulcamara
Lineage: Eukaryota; Viridiplantae; Streptophyta; Magnoliopsida; Solanales; Solanaceae
Exons: 7
Coding region: 267-968 (233 amino acids)
Biological process (GO): dolichol-linked oligosaccharide biosynthetic process
Cellular component (GO): UDP-N-acetylglucosamine transferase complex
Source: RefSeq, a predicted model, not a curated record
AGAAAUUGAACCAAAGUUAAAGGUGCAGAAAAGCAAAGUACUCUCAUCUUAAAUCAAUUGAACGGUGGAAAAAAAGGGAAAAAAGCCCUAACUAUACAUAGAAUUCACCACAGCCUUUGGCCAUUUUUUCUUAGCUUCCAAAUCUCAGAAUAAGAAAAUGAAGGUUAUUGCUGCUUAUUUGUUGGCUGUGUUGGGUGGUACAAAUCUCCAUCUGGUGCAGAUUUGAAGAAGAUCCUUGGUUCUGCUGAGGGGCAGAGCUUCUUGUAAUGGAGAGGGGGAAUUUAUGCAUCUCCACCAUGGCAUCAUCAAAUAUUGCAGUUCUAUUAACUAUUGGUGUCAUCACUGUACUUGUGAUACGAAUUAUUUAUGUUAUUAAUAGGAGCAACAAACCGCUUCACUCCAAAUCACCACGAUCCCUCAGUACUCUUAUUGUUCUGGGUUCAGGUGGUCACACAGCAGAAAUGUUAAACUUAUUAUAUGUCCUUCAAAUAGAGAAGUUUAAGCCAAGGUAUUAUAUUGCUGCUGCUACUGAUAAUAUGAGUCUCCAAAAAGCUCAUGUAUUUGAGGAUUCCUUGCUCGGCAAGGAAGUGCUCGAGGAAGUAGGGGGAGCUAAAUUCAUGCAGAUAUAUCGAAGUCGAGAGGUUGGUCAAUCGUAUAUAACCUCUGUCGGAACCACAUUGGUUGCACUUGUACAUGCGUUGUGGUUAAUGAUCAAGAUCAGACCCCAAGUGAUUCUGUGCAAUGGUCCAGGAACGUGUAUUCCACUGUGCGUAAUUGCCUUCCUUUUUAAGGUUUUGGGAAUUAGGUGGUCAUCGAUUUUCUAUGUCGAGAGCAUUGCAAGAGUCAGGAAGCUGUCUUUGAGUGGUUUGCUUCUUUACAAGCUACACAUGGUAGAUCAGUUAUUUGUGCAAUGGCCACAGCUAAAAGAGAAGUAUCCCCAAGCUCAUUACGUUGGUCGUCUUAUGUAAUCAAUCAGUAUCUGAUCUAUUAUAGCGAGGUACGUAGUACUCGAGCUCUGUUGAUGCUGUCUGAAGAGUUCUACAAAUGGAUGUAAAGGAUCUUCGUUUGAAAGAGAAUAUCAUUGCUAUCUUCUUGAGGCAAGGAAAAAAAUUAAUGGUCAUUUCGAAGUGAUUGGCAUCAUUGGUGUUGUUUUAGAUCAUAUAGUUUGCUUGUUAAUGCUAUUUAAAAAUUCCAGAGAAAAUUAACAAAUACCAGUGUAUUUACAUUACACUUUUCCAAAGUUUUAUGCGUGAGUAAGCCUUUUGACAUA